Helobdella robusta is the source of this 453-nucleotide messenger RNA. RefSeq lists its product as hypothetical. The transcript has a single exon. NCBI's taxonomy places the organism in Eukaryota, Metazoa, Annelida, Clitellata, Rhynchobdellida, Glossiphoniidae. The record is from RefSeq and is a predicted model, not a curated record. The coding region runs from base 1 to 453 and encodes 150 amino acids.
AUGCAGCAUGAAAUUGUAGCACUAGCAAGAGAAGCUGGCUUUAAUGAGGUGUCCUUGGAGGAUAUUGUGGAGUUAUUGGACUCUCAUGGAGAAAAUCUAUCCAAUGAAGAUCUUGUUGAAUUGAGCCAAAACAGCGUGACAAAUCAGGUUUCAGUCGAAACAGAUUCAGAUUCUGAAAUUCAAAAAAAACUUACAAACAAAGGAAUGUUAGAAGCUUUUACACUCAUUGAAUCAAGAAUGACAAUAUUAAAUGAAGAUGAUCCAAAUAUGGAGCGUAAUAUGAAAUGUAAUCGACUAAUCGAAGAGGGAAUUUAUCCAUAUAAAGAAAUCUAUAAUGAAAACAGAAAGAAAGCUACUCAGAUGAUUCUUCAUUCCUUCUUUGAUAUUACAGCAAAGGAAACCCAAAUCACGGGAAUGUCCAUUGAAAAUGAAAUAAAUAAUGCUUUAUAUUGA